This is a messenger RNA of Anopheles merus, 9920 nucleotides long. RefSeq names its product patronin (gene Patronin). Gene Ontology annotation, molecular function: microtubule minus-end binding; calmodulin binding; spectrin binding. The transcript has 27 exons. Bases 1898 to 7846 code for a protein of 1982 amino acids. The record is from RefSeq and is a predicted model, not a curated record. NCBI's taxonomy places the organism in Eukaryota, Metazoa, Arthropoda, Insecta, Diptera, Culicidae. Gene Ontology annotation, biological process: negative regulation of microtubule depolymerization; neuron projection development; cytoplasmic microtubule organization. Gene Ontology annotation, cellular component: microtubule minus-end.
GCAACCUCGAACAGGACGGGUGUGUGUGUCGCUCGUCAUCGUCUUCGUUCGCCUGUGUCCAACAGCAGCAGAAGGCAGAGUUUUUUUUUCAGUGUAAAGUGUGUAUAAGUCAGGCGUGCCCGUGGCAAAAGCUGUACCUAGUACCUGCGAACGGGACACAGCAGCACAGCCCAAACUCACGGGCACCAAACGUAACGUCCGCGUGUGUGUUUGUUGCGUGCAGAAGUGGUCACCUCUCGUACACUGCCAGCGACAGUGGUGGUGGGCAAGCAAAAAAAAAACCGUCAGUGGAAGAAUUUUUCCUCGCGCCGCGAGUGGGUGAAAAGUGGGUGCUUAUCCCUUCCGUGCAAACAAAGCAACAAAAGUGUUCCGUACGCGUAAGCGCGUGUCUGUGUACCGAUAAGAUGCUGUGCGUGUGAUGGGUGUGUUUGUUUAGUAUUGUUUUUUGUUUUUGGUUCGGGCAGCAAGAUUCGUGCUCCUCCUCACCCGUGAAGUGUGUGAAAGCCGCGACGUCCUCCUUUGCCGUGAAAAUCGGCACUUCACGGAGCAUUGUCCACACAGGCCACGCAAAGGUGUGCAUCGAGUGUGUGUGUGUGUGUGCGUUGUGUCCAGGUGGCUAGUGAAAAAUUAACCUUUUCGGAGUGUGAAAAAUGUGUGCAAGCAGCUAAAACGAGCUCGCUGUGUGUUGUAUAAAGUUGAGUAAAAUAUGCGUUUUGCCUGUUAAAAAGGUGUGCGUGUGUACGUGCGUGUUUGUGUGUAUGUGUGUGUGUGUGCUGAGCGUUAAACCACACUACUACCAUAACGGUAAACGAGGAAGCGAAAGUGUGUGUCCGCCGCGUCCGUAUUGAACGUCGGGUGUGUGUGUGUGUGCGUGUGUAUGUGUCGCCGUGUCAGUGUAUGCGCGUGUGCGUGCGAGUGUGUUCGGUAGUAGUAUGUAUUGAAGCCAGAAGGCACCAGCGCGGUGCGCAGAGAUAGGAGAGAAGCAAGAAAGAGGAGAGAAGAAGCGAAAAAAAUAACAAGUGGAAAGAAAUGAUGUCAAAACCGGAGCCCAAUUGAGCAGGCUUUCGCUGUCAGGUUGAUUUUUCCAUCCGUGCGGAAGUGUUGCGUGCGCGCUGCCGGAAGUGAACGGUUCAGGUGGUCGUGAAUUCGGGAGCAUUUGCACCAGCUGCAAAGGUCCAUCCUCCGCGACGCUGCGCCACCCCGAUCGCCAUCAUCAUCUCGCCAUCGCCAAAAGGAGGAGGAGGAGGAGGAGGAGGAGGAGGAAGGUGUUCUGCUUGGAUUACUCAUCUCCGUGAAUCGGUGUGCGUGUGUGUGUUGCUGCUUUUUGCCCGUUUUUGUUGUUGUUGUUGUUUUGCUCCGGCUCAGUGGCAAUCGUUGGGGAACGAACGGCGAUUUCGUCAUCUCGCGGAGCCGUUUCGUUCGAUUUGUGCGGGGUUGCUGACAUAUACACCACCACCUCCCCGGGGGCUUCGAUUCAGGUCCCACCCCCACACACACAGAUCUCCUCCCAUUUCCCUCCCUAUCCGCCAGCAAAAAAAAGUUGCGAAUCCUGGCCACGCGACCGUAUGCAACCUGCCCUCCGUGUCCAGCCCACGCCAACCCCGUGAGUGUGUGAGAGCAUAAGUUGCAAACGUUCAGCCCCCCGCUCCCAACCCAACCCCUUCGCCCCGUGCUCACCCCUUUCCUUCGUCAUACCAAUGCCGGGCGAAGAAGCGUUGGUGAUGCAUUUUGCCCCGUCGACCGCAACGCACUGGUGAACUUUUACUGUGCAACUGAGAGAUCGCGAUAGAGAAAGAGAGAGAGAGAGCGAGUGUGGGAGUGAAAAAUAGUGUGUGUGAAAGAGAGUGAGCGAGUUUUGAGAUAGAAAAAAAGUGUAGAAGAAAAACGUAGCUUCAAGAUGGAAAAUCCACAACAUCAGCAGCAGCAGCAGCAACCAUCAACACGGUCUGCGUACGACAUGGAAACCCAGGAAUCCCGAUUUGCCAAACAGAGAGCGUCAGUCAGGUGGCUGCUCUCCAAAGCGUACAACAAUCGUGUGCCAGAGAUACUGAAGGAUCCGUUCUACCGCGACCACGAGGGCCAGGACCAUCUGAAGCCGCAGAUCGUGGUCGGGCUGGGCAACGCGUCGAUCUACUGUCAGGUGCUGAGCAACAUCUACUCGGACCCGAACUACCAGAGCCUGAACCAUUGGUCGAUCCUGCAAACGCUCUCGCGGAAGGGGGUGCCGCUGAACGAGUCGUCCGAUCAGCCUCUGACCGAGACGGUACUCAUACAGACGAAUCCUCUUAGAAUUAAUGCACAUAUGACUGUGAUAGAAGCGCUGAUGGUGUUAUACGCUAAAGAGGUGGCUUCCAGUGGAAGAAUUUCCAGUGCUUUAGAGAGAAUUUCGGGCUGUAGUGUAGCGCCGACGGUUCAGCAUCAUGAAGCUGCCUUACUGAAUUGGAUUUCGCACGUCUGUGGUGCGCUGAAGAAGCGCAUCGACUACGAACUGACGGCCAACGGAGGCGGCGGUGCUGCUGCGGUGGAUGAAUAUGGUCAACGGCAUCAAAGCCCGAACGUUCCACCUGUGCGAGACUUUCGUGAACUGUGCGACGGUGUUUGUCUGGCUUAUCUAAUCUCCUACUACUGUCCCAAACUAGUUCCUUGGCAUAGCGUUAAAUUCAACCACGUACCGACUAUUACGGAUUCCAUUCACAAUAUUCUGAUAGUUAGUAACUUUUCCGAGCGAAGUUUGCCAUACACCGUGUUUCAUAUGUCCCCAGAGGACAUAACCUACAUGAGAGGAUCCAUGAAACAGAAUCUGGUAGUGCUGCUGGCGGACUUGUUCAAUCUCUUCGAAAUUCAUCCGGCCAAAUGUGUCUGCUAUCCGGGUAUGGAGCAGCAGUCGCCAGAUGCAACGGGAGCCGGCGCAACUAACGAGCACGGCAUUGCCCACCGGCGGGGCUUUGCGAAUCAACCGACGAUCGCGGCCAUUCCCGAUUUGCGUCCCGGGCUCGACUCGCCAUCGAGCAGCAGUGGCGGCGGUGGCGGCGGCGGCAGCGGCACCAGUAGCGGCGGCAACGGUGGUGCCGGCGGUGUUGGCUGCAGCAGUGCCAGCGGCAAUGGGGCCAUUAAUCGGCCGCCGUUUCAAGUCAAUCGGUCACCAUCGGCCAGCACACUCAGGAAGCAUAUGUCAAGCCGGGAGAUACCCGAACAGCCGCAGCAUCAGCCACAUCAGCUGUACCAACAGCAGCAAUCACCGUACCAGCAGGCAGAUCCUGAUGAAGGAUUUGUCGUACACAGAAGUAAAGGAGUGCCAACAUUAUCAUCGAUGCAAGAACCACUGGUACCGGCGAGAAUUCGACAGGCCAAGGAAAAGACGAACAACGACUCGAAAGCGGAAGAGCGAGGUGAUAGCAUCCCGGCAGGGCGGCCGAGCAAUUGGGAAGAGUCGCGCAAGACCAGCUUCUCAGGGCGACGCUCGCGGCGCAAUUCGUUCAGCGAUGAUUCUCAGCUGACGAUUGAAAACUUUGGCGGAUCGCAGGACCAGCUGAACACGGUCGGGCGCUUUGAGCGGGAGCGCAAAAUCUCCAACACCAGCCUGACGUCGAUUGAGCAGGUCGCACCGACCAGAUCGUCGCUGGCGGAUGCGCGCGGCUCGAUACAGUUCGGGUACGACACCGAUUCCGGCAAUGAGAAGCAGGAUCGGGACACCGAAAAACUGCCCGGAAGUGCCGGUGGCACCUUGCGGCGCCACAACAGCACCACGCUACAUUCCACCAGCAGUCCGAUGAGCCAUUCGAGCGAUGUGAGCAAUAACGCGGGGAGCCGGGCCGGCAGUAGCUCGGUCGAGCGCGAUCUCGUUGACGGAGAUGGUACGCCGACGAUGGGCGGCAGUGUUGGGGGAAUAGCGGUCGCUGCUGCGGCAACCGUUUCCGACGUGGAGCUAACGCCACGGCGAAAGACAUCGUUUGCCACGCUGCCAAACACCACCACCUGGCAGCAGCAAGCGAUCAGCGUACAGAAGAUGGAUGAUGUCGACGACUCGCAACCGCUGGAAGAUGCAUCGAAGAUCUCGACCAUCAAGCUGAAGCUGGAGGAAAAGCGUCGCCUAAUCGAGCAGGAAAAGCGGCGCAUUGAGACCGCCUGGACGAAGCAGCUACAAACGGUUGGCAAACAGGCUUUUUUACAAGCUAUUAGCAAGAGCAAAAGUGGCAGCAAUGUCGCCGGUGAGCCGGAAUCCACCUCGAAAGAAUCGAACGACGGGGCUACGGUAGUAGAGGAUGAUGAGGUUGUAGUAGAAAAGGCGGAACGACCAUGUUCCCUCAAGGAUUUGGAUGACCACAGCAAGUAUGAGCAGAAAUGGAAUGCACAAAUAAUCGAACCGAAGAAGACUCCCGAUCUGGAGAACAUGGACCUGGAACAGUAUCAACAAAGCAUUUCGAAAAUGAACUCCAACUUGCACGAUAUUCAGGCGGACAUACAGCGUCUCACCCAGCAGCAGAGUCAAAUUCAAGCCCAAACCCUGCAGGCACAGCAGCUACUGCAUGCGCAGCAGAUUGCCAAUCUGCUCAAUCAGCAGUACGGAUCGCAGCAAAGCAUCCCGACCAACACGUAUCGUCCGAUGAAUACUCAAAUGUUCGGCUCUAGUCCACAUCUGCCGCAGCACCAGCAGCAGUCAUCGCCGAUCAAUUACGGGAUGCGUCCACCGAGCCGUGAUCCGUACCUCCACCAACAGCAGCAGCAGCAGCAGCAGCACACGAUGCAGUACAUCAACGACCAGGGUCAGUACGUGCAGCCGCAGGCAAACUACGGUCACCAUCCGAACAGCAACAGUCAUCUAGUGUUCAGUCGCGAACAGAGCCAAACACAGCUGAUCAACGAUCACAACGGGGGCGGCAACCAGUACCGAACAAUGACCAAGGAAAGCCACCAAUACUCCUCGAACCCUUACCUAAACAUGGAGGUGCACCAGCAGCAGCAGCAGCAGCAGCAAUUCUACCACCAAGACUCGAACCACUACCGGGAUCCGUACCAGCCGCAGCAACCGCAGCAUCACCCGCAGGAGCUGAAAGAGCAGCACGGUGGGGGACAAUUUUUCCUGCACGAUAAUAACAAUUCCACACCGCCCCAGCCGACCCAGCGCCGCACCUGGGCACAGUCGGCGGCUGCAGCCGGGGUACCGCUCGGCGGAUCGCCGAUCAUCACCGGGCGCAACGAUAACAUCAACAGCAGCAUGGUGGACGUGAACGCAUGGAACCAUGGGCCGAAGCAGCAGGGCGGCACACUGCCCGGCUACAACAAGUCGUCGCCCGCGCCGAGCGGUGGCUUUUCGCUGCACCACAACGGUGGCGAUGGCGACAGCGGUUACGGUGGGGGCAGUGGUCGAGGCGGUAGCGGUGGCAGCGGCGGCAGUCAACAGUCAUUCCAGAAUCUGUUCGAGGUGCACCAUCCGCACCAUAAUAUGGGCGGUACGGGUGCCAGUCCGCAGCACAGCAAGGUGCGCAAUCAAAUCUCGCAGAUGAUGAUCAGCAACGGGAACAACAGCCCGCUGGCGAGCGGCGGAGUGGGACCGAUGAUGGGCGGCGGAGACUAUCGGGACAAUCGCAGCAUGCCGCUGUCGCCCCCGAUCGACGAUAUGGCGCCGCAGAGCAUUUCCUUCAUCGGGGACGAGGACACGGGCGAUAUCGAGAUCAACACGUCGAAGGGUGGUAGUCGCAAAGAUAGCUUUGGCAUGCGGCAGCAGCACCAGCAGCAGCAGCAGCUGGAUGCGAUGUACGGCAGUAGCAAGGGGCCGGCCGGUAUGCGCAACAACAACAACAACAACAAUAGCCACAACAACAGCGCCGGUGGAAAUGUGCAGGAUCUGGAUAAGCAUCUGAGCAAGCUGAACAUUACGAGCGGUAACCGUACUUACAGAAUACCAUCGCCGACGCGACCAUCUCUCAACUCCAACAGUUUCCAUGACCCACAGGAGGAUGUGAACGAGAAAGGUUUCUACAUCUCGUUUGACAACGAACAGCCGAAACGGCCAAAGCCGCCACUACGGACAAAGCGCUCACCAAAGAAGGACAAACCGCUGGCCAGCGAUUCGAACGACGGCGACAAACGGCGAGACAGUAUGAGCGAAAAGCCAUCGUCACGAGAAACGAACGCCAACAACUUCGGCACGUACAGCGUCAAGACGGCGAGCAGUUUCUCGAGCAGCUUCAACGAAGAGCAUAACGCGUCGCACGCGCGGAAGAGCAUCAUCGCCGACAAUAGUGGCGUGUCGCCGUUCGAGCCGGUAGUGCACAAGGUGAAUGUCACCGGCAGUGGUGCGGCCGCACCAUCCUCCCCGAUGAUGAUGAUGCACCACCAGCAGCAGCAGCAUCAUCCGAUGGACCAUCUGGGCGACCGACGGUACACGAUGGAGGACAAUUCGAUCAGCGGCAACGGACACUACAGCAGUCACAACAAUAGCAGCGAUGGGUACGGUAGUGAAACGGAGCGCAAGGCCAAGAUCGUCAUCGAUGUGUCGAAUGAUCAGACCUCCGUGGACGAGAUGGAGCGAAAGAAGGAGAAAAUUAUGCUCCUAUCGCUGCAGCGAAGACAGCAGGCGGAGGAAGCGAAAGCGCGCAAGGAGAUCGAAGCGAUGCAGCGCCGCGAGAAGGAGCGCGAAAAGGAGGAGGAGCGGGCCCGCAAAAAGGAGGAACAGUUUGCCCGCCGCCAGGCCAUCCUCGAAGCACACAAACUCAAGAAAGCCAUCGAGGAAGCGGAGAGAGAAGGUAAGACAAUCGAUCGUGAGCUGCAGCUGAAGCAUCAGAUGUACCAGCAGCAGCUGCACCAGACGGCCCACUCGACCACACCGACGCCGGUAGCGAAACUGCGCACGCAGAAGCUGACCCGUCCCCGGCCGAAAACGAUUCACGUCGAGUCCGGCUCGGUCGAUCUGAGCGAAGCGUCCAGCCUGAGCAGUCGGGGCAAGAAGGGCUCCAACUCGAAUUUGACCGGUCUCGGUAUGCACAGUGCCUCGAACACGAUACGCCGAGAUUACUACCGGGGAUCACAGGAUUCAUUAGCAAUCAGAGAAUCACCGGACGAGUAUCCCAGCAGUAGUUCAACGCCAAUCGGACGCCGUGGGUCUUACAAAACAGGAAGAGAACCAGCCACGAUCGAACGGGGCCGCACACUGUCCCGUAUCUCGCUAGCGAAAGGUGCCAAUUUCCGGGGACGUAAAUCAAACUCCCUAAUGAAUCUAUGCGACUCCGAUUCCGGUCUGGGACGGGCGACACCACCGAGGCGAGCGCCGUCACCGGGAAUGGGCCCGUCGAGCCGCCAUCUGCCUUCGCCGUCCGGGCCGGGCUCGCUGCCGCCCGGGUUGAUCACGAAGCGGCGCGGCUUCGACGACGGUUCCAGCGACAUCUCGUCCAACGCAAGCUCCAUGAUGGAUUACAACGGACCGAGAUUGUACAAGCAACCGGCCACAAAAUCGAACCGCGGCAUCAUCCUGAAUGCCGUCGAGUACUGUGUCUUCCCGGGUGCGGUGAACCGCGACGCCAAGCAGAAGGUGCUGGAAAAGAUUGCCCGCUCGGAGGCGAAGCACUUCCUGGUGCUGUUCCGCGAUGCCGGCUGCCAGUUCCGCGCCCUGUACGGCUACUGGCCGGAGAACGAGCAGAUCAUCAAGCUGUACGGUACCGGCCCGAGCCAGGUCGAUGAUGUGAUGUUCGACAAGUUCUUCAAAUACAACUCGGGCGGUAAAUGCUUCGCCCAAGUGCACACCAAACACCUCACCGUCACGAUCGACGCGUUCACGAUACACAACUCGCUCUGGCAGGGCAAGAAGGCGAACCUGCCGAGCAAAAAGGAUAUGGCACUGGUGAUUUGAGGAUCGCAACCGCCGCCGUACACCCGGAAUGUCCGGAGUCCACUGUCCCCGUCGGUCCCUCCCACUGCUCCUCAUCACUCUUCCCACUCUACCGACAGUAUCACGCGUCGUGUCGUGUCCCACCAACGGUCCAACGACGACAGUGGCGACAGUAACCGCCAAGCAAGGCAACAGUCGUAGUAUAGUCUCAUCCCCUCCACUCAACCAGCAGCGAGUGUGUAUUUUGUGCGUUUUUGAGGGACGGUUUAGGGCCGUGAUAAUAUUGCACACACUCACGCGAGGCCUAGCACACAUUCAUUUGCAUAUUAUUUCAAUAAGUAUACUUUGAUGGAAAUACUUGUUGUGCCCUAUCCACUGGAUUUUGUGGGAGGCAUUAUCAUUUUGUCGUUUUUUUUCUAUAUGAUUGUAUUUUUCUUUCUUUUUUUCCUUGUCCUUAAAUACAUCCUUUUUGCUCACGUCCAUCUUUUGACGACUACCUAUAUGUAGCAGCAGCCGUAGCUGCCCUAUUUGUUCGUGGUUCGUGGUGGCGUGUCACCCCACGAAACGAUGAAGUGUAAUGUUAAGUUGUUCUAACCAAUUUAAUACUGAAGAAAACAAAAAGACAACCAGUUGUAGUGUGCGUGUGCGGCAAGGCACGGAAAGAUACGCGGGCUGCAGCGGAGCAGUGUAGAAUGAUGCGAAGAAGAGCUAAGUCAUCCCUAAGUUAGGCUACUAGCGUGGUAAGAGCUUUGAUUAUGCGUACUUCUGUUAGCGUACAAAACGGAUACGCAGUCGCUAUUAUCUCCCUUUCUUUCCGCACGGUAUUUCUAUUUUUGAACUUUUUUUAAGGGGGGGGAAAGUCCACCCUUUAACCACAAAAUACUGCACAGUUUGUUGUUCGGGUUUGUGCGCUCUCGAACGCCGCAUCCCCCUUCGUUGUUGCGUAUGCCGACAUUCCUGCAAACUACAAAUGUAUCUCUUUCGUUUCCUCUUUUCACACAUUAUUGUGGCUUCUUGUGAAAUGUCCUAACCACCCCCGCUCAAUCCAUCCACUCUUCUUACCCUUUGCUGUACUGUCACUGUAAUUUUAUAAGUUAACAGAGUGAACCAUUACAAUUAAAAAACUGAAAGCAAGCAAAACUGAUUAGCAUUGUAAUGAUGGAGGUAAAGAGCACAGAGAUAACGUGUUCCGCGAUAUAAUACCAGAAAGCGACUCGCGACGAGAUAGCAACAAAAAAAACAACAACAACUAGAAGUCUUUUAGAAACGUUAAACCAUGAAAAUACAUAACUAACUAGCAAUUGUGAAUGCGCGCAUUAAUUAAAACAAAACAAAAAACCGCUGCUAGAAUAAAUUAUUAACAGCCACAGUUGCGCGCUUGGGAGAUAUUAUUAUAGCCGGAGGUGAACCCGGUAGUAAUACACAAAGGUGUUAUAAAUUAUAAAGACUAAUUAUUAUUGUACCGCUAAUAAUUAUUUGUUAAACUAUUAUCCUUUUUAUUUUCACCCUAAUUUCACUCACUAUCUCUCCCUCACCCGUAUUGUUUUGCCUUGAGCGCGAUAUCGCCGAUCGCAGAACAGGGGGAAGAGGGUGGAAUCUGAAAGUCGUUAUCAAUCUACUGACGGUUAAAGUAAUCUUCACCUAGUUCGAACGUCAUAAACACACGUUCAAAAGUAAUAUUAUGAUUAAUAAUUAUUAUAAUUACACUCCCGCAACGUUGUCGUUAGUUGCAGCUGACCAUCCCUUCCAAAAAACAGCAAACGAAUCGAUAUAACACACACACACUACCCAUAUUAGUAACAUUAUGUUGUAAUGUUUUUUUUUUUGAACUGUAAAAUAUUUGCUUACGUAUUAAUGAUUUGCGCCAGGCGUGUGGAGACAGAGUGGCAGCGCGUGUGUGCGCGUGAGUUGAGUGCGUUUAAUCUCGGUGCGCGCACGCGGUAAAGAAAUUAACAAGUAAUAGGAUGAGUCGAUCGAGUCCGCGCGUAUUCCGUAUGCGAGUUGAUGACGUACGUAGUCGUAGCGGUGCGCUAAUCCGUCAUUUUAUAAUACUUAAGUUUAAAUCAAAGAUCAAAUAUAAUCGUUUUUAUUAAUA